Messenger RNA from Hippocampus zosterae (dwarf seahorse), 3214 nucleotides. It is a transcript of the gene dars2, whose product is annotated as aspartyl-tRNA synthetase 2, mitochondrial. The coding region runs from base 469 to 2409 and encodes 646 amino acids. The record is from RefSeq and is a predicted model, not a curated record. Gene Ontology annotation, cellular component: mitochondrion; cytoplasm. Gene Ontology annotation, molecular function: ATP binding; nucleic acid binding; aspartate-tRNA ligase activity. The transcript is spliced from 17 exons. Gene Ontology annotation, biological process: aspartyl-tRNA aminoacylation. Lineage: Eukaryota; Metazoa; Chordata; Actinopteri; Syngnathiformes; Syngnathidae.
GAAUAGACUCUAGAGAAGAAGAAAUUGGACGAAACCAUAUGUGUUAGGACGGGGGGUGCACAACUCCGCACAAUGUUAUGGUGUUUCCAAAGGAUAACGCUACGUUUGGACUGGAGGGCUGAAAAAACGCGGCCACCUUUUUUAGGACUAUUGAAUUUGAACGAGAUCUUCGCUAAGGUAGUGAAUAUACUAUAUACUAUAACCGGUCUGGCAUGAGACAGGGAGUAGUUGGACCGAUCGGGAUUCUCUCCGUUCUGCGCCAUCCUUGACCAUGCGUAAUUAAAACACAGAGGGUCUAAUUUGUUUGAAUCAGAAAUUGAUAAAAAUAUGACCUCGAACAGUUUGUCCAACGGUUUUUUGUUUGUUUGACUCUGAAGGCAGAUCACAUUUUAUAGGCCUUGAUCCUCGAAACGAGGCAUAUCCCACUCAGAAAAAUUAUCUUCAUGUAGUACAAUUCAUGAAUACAUAAUGGCCACAACAUGCAGAUAUAUGGUGCUGAGGACACUCCGUGCACUUGGAGUUCAUGGAAUUUCUUAUCGCCACGUAACCUCGACUUCAAGUCAAGGAAACCUUAUCUGGAGACCACAAGUUAAACACCCGAGCUGCCUUGACAAUUCCCACGCAUCCAACUCUUCGAUCACAGGAAGCAGCUCUUUGUCUUUUAGGAGUCACACCUGUGGACAACUGAGAUCUGAGCAUAUUGGAGAGAAGGUCACCUUGUGUGGAUGGGUCCAAUACCUGAGACAAGACCUGUUUGUCAUUCUACGGGACUUCAGCGGCUUGACCCAAGUACUUAUACCUCAGCAGGAUGGUGCAAGCCAUCUUAAACAGAUACUGUGUAAUCUCACAGCUGAGUCUGUCAUCAAGGUUACUGGGACAGUUCGGGAGCGGCCAGCGGGACAGGAAAACAAGGGGAUGCCAACCGGAGACAUAGAAGUCCUUGCGGAGGACGUGGAAGUUUUCAAUGUGUGCCGCAAGUUGCCGUUUGAGAUUAAGGACUUUGUGAAAAAAUCAGAAUCGUUACGCAUGCAGUUUCGCUACCUGGACCUGAGGUCUUCUCAAUUGCAGAAGAACCUCCGACUGAGGUCUCAACUCGUGAUGAGGAUGAGAGAAUAUCUCUGUAACGUACACGGUUUUGUUGACGUCGAAACCCCAACAUUGUUCAGAAAAACACCAGGGGGAGCCAAAGAGUUUGUGGUUCCGUCCAGAGACCCGGGUCGUUUCUAUUCCCUCCCUCAGAGUCCUCAGCAGUUCAAGCAGCUUCUCAUGGUGGCCGGGAUUGACAGGUACUUCCAGAUUGCUCGGUGCUAUCGAGAUGAAGGCUCCAAACCGGAUCGGCAGCCCGAGUUCACCCAGGUCGACGUCGAAAUGUCUUUUGUGGAUCAGGCGGGCAUCAUGUCCCUGGUGGAGGGUCUGUUGGAAUACUCGUGGCCUGCAGAGAAAGGCCCGCUCCCGCUUCCUUUCCCAUGCGUGACGUAUGAAGAGGCCAUGAGGGACUAUGGGGUGGACAAACCCGAUACCAGAUUUGGCAUGAAGCUGACGGACCUCCGAGAUGUUUUCCUGUCCACCGAUAUCGGUUUCUUCAAAUCGGCUGUCAGCGAAGAGGGAAGCUCCGUUUUGGCCAUCUGUGUGCCCAGGGGAGCACAACUAUUUACGGGGAAAGAUUUAGAAGAACUGAAACAAUCAUCCAAGACUCAUUUUAACCAGGAAGUGAGUUUGGUGCUGGUCAGAGCAGAUGGCACCCUGAAGUCUCCUCUGAAGAAACUCUUGUCAGGCCCCGCCACUGAUGCUGUACUGCGGAAGACGGCUGCCGAACCAGGAGACCUGCUGCUGAUCGCCGCCGGUCCCGUUGAAGUUCUGCGCCCAAUGCUCGGGAGUCUUCGUUUACAGUGCGCAGAGCUCCUGGAGUCUCAUGGCUUGACAGUCCGCGACUCUUCGGCCUUUCAUUUCCUGUGGGUAGUGGAUUUCCCCCUCUUCUUGCCCAAAAAGGACGAGCCGGAGCGGCUGGAGUCUGCCCAUCAUCCAUUUACCGCUCCGGCGCCAGAGGACACACCGUUACUCUACACGCAGCCGGAAAAAGUUCGUGGCCAGCACUAUGACCUCGUGUUGAAUGGUUGUGAGAUUGGAGGAGGUUCGGUUCGAAUCCACAAGGCUUCAGAGCAACUUCACGUUUUAAAGAAUAUCCUCAAGGUGAAAAACUUGACACGGACGCGUCCGCUCGAUAUGGCAAACUUGCUCUUGUGGAGGAUCCCACUGUUCUUUCUCACCUGUUGGGGGCUCUGGACUCUGGCGCGCCACCACAUGCUGGUAUUGCGCUUGGUUUGGACCGGCUGGUUUCCAUCAUGGUGGGGGCUUCCAGCAUACGUGAUGUCAUCGCCUUCCCAAAGUCAUUUCGCGGUCAUGACCUGAUGAGUCGCGCCCCAGACUUUGUGUCAGACGAGGAGCUGAAGUCCUACCACAUUUCAGUCAAGUGGCCAGCAGAGACAGGAGGACAACCUGAUAGGAAGUGUAGGGAUUAAGAACAAAGAUAAUAGGGAAGGAAAAGCCUUCUGCAUUCUUUUUCACCGAUAUCCAUUGAAAUGCAUGCUGGGAGGGGAGUUUUAUUUUUUAAUACAUAAUAAUCAUGAAAAUGCAAUCAUGAAUACGUAAUAUACUAUGAUAAGUGGUUAUAGAUUUCAUUAUAGAAUUUUCCCAGUCUCUGGGGAAAGUUAAAAAAAAACUGAUGUGAUGGAGACGGAGUUAGACUAUCAAACAUACGGUUUAUGCGUGUUGCUUCUAAUGAAUAGCAUUGCUUCUUGCACCAUCAUUAAAAAUCAAUUUUUAUGGCUCUGUAAUGGUCAACUGCAACAAUAUUUGUAAAUGUAACCCUGCCGUCCCUCCGUCCCCAUGUUGAUGCCAAAUUUUCAAUGGUCUUUUCUUUUUUUUAAAUACCAACCCAAAUCCAGUGAAGUUGGAAUGUUGUGUCGAUGAUAAAAACAGAUUACAAUGAUUUCCUAAUCAUGUUUAACCUAUCUUUAAUUGAAUACACGACAGAGGUGAGAUAUUUCAUGUUAAAACAGAUUAACUUUGUUUUUGGCAAAUGAUCAUGAACUUAGAAUUCUGUGGCUGCAGCGGGUUCCAAAAAAAGUGAGACAGGAUCGUGUUUACCACUGUUACGUAACCUUUCGACAAUUUACAAUAAACGUUUGGGAAGUGAGUGCACGAAUUGUUGAAA